AUGUCUUCACCAGGCGGUCCCCGAGGCGGUGGCGUUAACGAAAGUGAUUACAGUAUCAUCAAAAUUGACCCUGAUGGCGAUCUUAUCCUGAUCGUUGGAAAACCCAAGACUCAUUUCCUUGUUUGCUCCAAGACACUGUCACGCUCUGCUGCUUUCUGGAAGCGCUGCCUCUACGGCCAAUUCAGUGAGUCAAAGCCUGCUGAUGGACAGGAGUGGGUCGUCGAGUUCCCACAGGAUAAUCCGUCUGGCUUUGAGUGUCUGCUGCUUUUGGUUCAUGGCUUGGGACACAAGUUGCCACAGAUCGAUUUGGAGCUCGCUUUUGCAAUUACCGUAACCACCAACAAAUACGACAUGACGCGGUCUCUCUGGGCUGUCGUGGGGCCGUGGCUUGCGGCUCUCCGGCCAAAACGGCUUGAUGAGGGAGAUGAUGACACCAUUGUGCCCCAGCUACAGUGGCUUUGGGUGACCAAAGAACUUGGUGACUAUGAUGCUGAGUCUCAUCUUCUUCUGAGGCCUUACGCCCCAGGCGACAAGGAAAUGCUUAGCAGAGAUACCAUGAAAUGCUACGACAAUGAGAAAGAGGUUCUGAUGGUUCUUGCUGAUGAGAUCAAGGUUGCGCGCGAGCAGGCUUUGUCUGGGAUUCAGUUCGUUUUGAAGUGGGAUAUGCAGCUGUUGCGAUAUCUAAUCAGAGAUUUCGACUCCUCUAAGGGCUGCAAUGGCGCUCAUAUUUGCAAAGGUUCCAAGACUGACGGAUUCAGGGUGCACCCGAACCAACAAAGGCUUUGCGAAUAUGCUAUGCAGGGUAUCAUAUCCAAGAUGUCAACUGGCAAGAAUUCUCCGAUGAAGCCGUUGGCAAAGAUCAACAUGUCUGUCGAGGACUUUUUGGAGAGCGCAGUCUGUUUCAUUUCCCGCAUUGAGAACGAAAUUGUCCUUGUUUGUGGUGAAGAACACAAGAAAUGCACGCCCUUCACAAGCAGUUUGCCUACUCUUCCAUUCCUAAGGGAAAAGACGCUGCGGAUCUGGACAUUGGAGUUUUCUGAUGGAUUCAAGAUGCAGGCACAGAUUUCUGGCCUUCGAAAAGGCGACCCAGAGGACGAAGAUAAACAAGCCGGGGCUCCGGGGUCACGUCUUGGCUCGCGCAAGCGCUCACGCGUGGUGUUCGAAGCCGCUGCCUCCGAGUAG
This is a messenger RNA of Diaporthe amygdali, 1182 nucleotides long. RefSeq lists its product as uncharacterized. The coding region runs from base 1 to 1182 and encodes 393 amino acids. The record is from RefSeq and is a predicted model, not a curated record. The transcript has 3 exons. NCBI's taxonomy places the organism in Eukaryota, Fungi, Ascomycota, Sordariomycetes, Diaporthales, Diaporthaceae.